GGAAGACCAUAACUUGACCUACUUAGCCACAAAUAUUUUAGCUAUUUUGUUUUCAAUAUUUAUCUGGCAUGGUAAAUCUAGCCGAAGAUCAGAGCUACCACUAGUCCAUACUCAAGGUUCUAGAUCUAGAUGCAACAACAGUAGACUUCUAGGUUUAUAAAUCUAGAUUUUGAUCUGUUAUCACGAGAUCUAGGAUUUCCCAAAGACUAGAGUAAGGGAAGUUCUGACUGUUGAGGCGUUAAUAUGUACAACAUUAUCGACCUUUUAGAGGGCCAAGCAAGGUCAAGUUUGUCGGCAAAGAUUUUUCUGUGUCAGCUGCUCAAGCAGGAAAGGAAAAUGGAUCUUUGGCCAGACUGAUAAAAUAAAAAACACCACUAGAAGGUACCUCACUUGAUUCACUAGGCAAAAUCUACAAGGAUUUAACAAACUACACAAAAAUGAACCGUCCAACAUUCUCAGAGAAGUCUAUGAUAACUUCUGAAGUGGAAGAAACUGAUGGUACUACUACAACCUACUUUCAAACAUUCAUGGAUCUGUUAAAACAGUACUGGUCAAAGCUUAUCACCAUAACAAAUCAGAACCUCAUCAUAGAUUACUUUCACAAAGACAGGUAUAACAUCACCAAGUGGUUUGAACUCAUCAAACAAAGUCAAGUCAUAAGCUACCUGCAAAAGAUUAACCUAGAAGGUCAGGACAUUGACCUUAUUUUAAGCAAUCAGUCAAGCCAUGAACAAUUCAAGGAUGCUCUUGUCUUCACCAGUGUUGUUUUAAGUUACAGUAACAAUCUACUGGAGGUACUCAAGGAACCUUUGCAAUUAGAGAAGAUCUCCACUGAGAUGAAACCAUUCUAUCAAGUUGUAGAGACAGUCUCCAAGGCUAUCUCCAUGUUCCAAGCUCUCAUGCCAUGGUCUUUCUCUGUGUGUCUGAUACAAUUAGACAGCCAAAUGGACAAACUCAAAGCUGCAAUAGAAAACAUGAGCUUCAAUUUUGAUGACCAGCAGCUUGCUGAACUAGAAUUGAGUCAAACUCUGGUUGUGUCUGAUGUUGAUAUAUUGUGUUGUGUAUUGGGACUUCAAACCAAAUUUUCACAAUUUGCUAAACAUGUGAGUGUGGACAUGUGGUUACAUGACCUACAGCGAAACCAAGUUGUGAAUUGGUUGGAACGUAACAGUGAAGGGGAAUCUCUGCCUCAAGCUGACCGUAACAGUGAAGGGGAAUCACUGCCUCAAGCUGACCGUAACAUUGAAGGGGAAUCUCUGCCUCAAGCUGACUGUAACAGUGAAGGGGAAUCUCUGCCUCAAGCUGACCGUAACAGUGAAGGGGAAUCUCUGCCUCAAGCUGACCGUAACAGUGAAGGGGAAUCUCUGCCUCAAGCUGACCGUAACAGUGAAGGGGAAUCUCUGCCUCAAGCUGACCGUAACAGUGAAGGGGAAUCUCUGCCUCAAGCUGACCGUAACAGUGAAGGGGAAUCUCUGCCUCAAGCUGACCGUAACAGUGAAUGGGAAUCUCUGCCUCAAGCUGACCGUAACAGUGAAGGAGAAUCUCUGCCUCAAGCUGACCGUAACAGUGAAGGGGAAUCUCUUCCUCAAGCUGACCGUAACAGUGAAGGGGAAUCUCUGCCUCAAGCUGACUGUAACAGUGAAGGGGAAUCUCUGCCUCAAGCUGACCGUAACAGUGAAGGGGAAUCUCUGCCUCAAGCUGACCGUAGCAGUGAAGGGGAAUCUCUGCCUCAAGCUGACUGUGAAGCCAUGUCCUCAGCUAACACACUGAGGAAAAAACUGCUAUUGCUGGGGUUUACAUCAUGGAAGGCAGCAUCAAUAGCAGAAAACAUUUCUGAAGAUUGGAUCAACCAUCAGUCAGCUUUAGAGGUGGCCACAACUCACAUCUUAGACAUGUUCCAAUGUCAUCCUGUGUUAACUGUGGCCAGUGGAUUUCCUUACACCAGUACAUUAACUGAUGCAUUGUUUGACCAAACCGUUGAACAUCUCACGAGGACGCCAAAACACGCACAAGAAAGAGCCAUAAACAAGUCCAAAAGACCUGCAGUUAUUGUGUACAACAUUACUGAGGUGACCCUUCAAAAAUUCUCUGGACUCAACCUUUUUGAUGACAUUAAUUCUUGGCGUACAACAGUGAAAUACUGCCAGAACGGCUAUGAAGGACUAAUGCCUGACAAUUUUUCUGAUUUUCACAUUGUCACUGGACCAGUGUGCAGUAACACAGGGGAUGUAAAAGAAAGUUAA
Molecule: messenger RNA, 2243 nt
Organism: Physella acuta
Lineage: Eukaryota; Metazoa; Mollusca; Gastropoda; Physidae
Source: RefSeq, a predicted model, not a curated record